Molecule: messenger RNA, 1909 nt
Organism: Neolamprologus brichardi
Lineage: Eukaryota; Metazoa; Chordata; Actinopteri; Cichliformes; Cichlidae
Gene: fosl2
Product: FOS like 2, AP-1 transcription factor subunit
Biological process (GO): regulation of transcription by RNA polymerase II
Cellular component (GO): nucleus
Molecular function (GO): DNA-binding transcription factor activity, RNA polymerase II-specific; RNA polymerase II cis-regulatory region sequence-specific DNA binding
Source: RefSeq, a predicted model, not a curated record
ACCACUUUUAGCGAAUCCCAGCUUUUCGGUUUUCUCCCUGCUGUCCGCAGAGCGCAGGAUGGCGAUAACGGAUCUUUUCUUUUUCACUGCCUUUUGCAGAGACAACCCCUCCCUGCUGAAGUCGCAACGCCCCAUGCGUGACGUAGGCUCUUUCGUUGGUGUUGAAAAGCCGUUGCAGUUCUUCAUAGUGCCAUUGAAGACUACUCCGGGAACUACGACACCUCGUCCCGCGGCAGCAGCACCUCUCCGGCCCAGCCAGAGUCCUUCACAAGCGGCAGCAGCACGAUCGGAAGUCCGAUCUCUACCUCAAGCUACCAGAAGUACAGGGUUGACAUGCCCGGCUCCAACAGUGCCUUUAUUCCCACAAUCAAUGCAAUCACGACAAGCCAAGACCUGCAGUGGAUGGUGCAGCCCACUGUCAUCACCUCUAUGUCCAACCCUUACUCCCGCUCCCACCCAUAUGGCCAUCACCUGACCAAUGGUCCCAGUCUGCUUGCGCACAACCCACUGGCUCGGCCUGGGGUCAUCCGCUCUAUCGGGGACACCAGGAGAGGACGCAAGAGGGAUGAACAGCUGACCCCAGAGGAAGAGGAGAAGAGGAGGGUGAGGCGUGAGAGGAAUAAGUUAGCCGCGGCAAAGUGCCGUAACCGUCGGCGGGAGCUCACCGAGAUGCUGCAAGGGGAAACUGAGAAGCUGGAGGAGGAGAAGGCAGACCUGCAGAAAGAGAUCGAGACCCUGCAGAAGGAGAAAGACAAGCUGGAGUUCAUGCUUGUUGCCCACAAUCCCGUGUGCAAGCUGCCCAUCGACGAGCGCCACCAGCCAUCCGGGCAGCAGCAGCAGUGUAAUCCGCUCCCACUCACCAUGCGCACCAACAUGGGCACACGGGCUCAGAUGAACCAAGUGGUGGUGAAGCAGGAGCCCGAGGACGGAGACGAAAAUAUGGGCAAGCUUCACCGCUCAAUCAUCAAGCCCAUUUGUCUGGGAAGCAGCAGCAUCGGUGGCGGGAUGUACAGCCCAGAUGGAGACAGCCUGAACACUCCAGUGGUGGCAGCAUCUACUCCGGCUGCCACACCAAAUGCUCCAAACCUCAUAUUCACCUACCCCAACAUGGUGGAGCCCGAAAGCCCCUCGCCCUCUUCUGAGUCCUGCUCCAAGGCCCACCGGCGCAGCAGCAGCAGCGGCGACCAGUCCUCAGACUCCCUCAACUCACCGACCCUCCUGGCCCUCUGAGCGAGGGCUCGUCUCGGCGCGGCUGAGAAACAAACACUGUGGCUGAAAGCAAACACAAGGAUCGACUGCGCGCCCUCGUCCCCACCCUCCCUCCGGUGUCUUUAAAGACGCAAGAGCACACUGAAAAGUCCAGACCAAGCUGACCAUGUGAGCCGUUUCCCCCCUUUAGAGGGAGACCCACAAGGGCUACGCUGCGUGUUUCUUCUCGUUCUGCUUCAGUGUAAAAAAAAAAAAUUUUUUUUAUCCGUCAAAGUGUGUGCACCGACUCUGAAAAGCAUCAUCCCUUCACCAUUUCAACUCCAGAGUGUCAACGUUUACUGGGCAGACAAUUCUGAAGAAAGACAUGCCUGCAUUUGGCAGCCGUUGGUUGAUGUGAUUACAGCAAGAGAGCGUGUUCUUAAUAUAUAUAUAUUUUUGAAAAUGUUCAAAAAGCCAUGUGUCCGACACUUGCACUCUGCCAAGACGAAUCAAUAAAUAAAUCACUAAACGAGGUCAGCUUUCUACUGGAAGGGGAGAAAGAGACAAUGAGCAAAGACUUCCUCUCAUCUCUUUUUCCACUUCGAUUUGUCCUUUCAGAACUCGAUUCAGGAAAAGAGUGUGUGCACAUUCCUGAUGUUCUUUCCAUCUCUUUAAUUGUAUUUAUGGCCUGUGCUGAUUAAAUUUUACAGUGUUUUGUUAA